GUUGACUGAACACCGUCAGUUGUUUUUGGAAAAAAAUUAGCAUACAGCACGAAUGCUAAGAAGUCACGAGCAAUAUCGCACGGGUUUUGUCGAGUUGACAAAUGUUCUUUACUUCAUCGCUUUUUCUUGUCGCCAUAUUGUACAGCAGCGUUUCUGACUUUGGUUUAGCAGAAGAUAGCUCGUUAGAGCACCACUUGGUCGAUGGAAAGUCCGAUUGUUUUGACGAGUGUCAAAAACUACGUUCAUCCAAAGCAAAGGUUGGUACCAACUGCCGCCAAAUGUGUUUGAAUGGAAGAAGAAGGAAGAGAUCAAUAGACGAUGGCCAGGCGCCCAGUAAAUCAGAGGUAGGAAUGCAGCAAACGAUGGAUAUAUUUAUCCCAAAAGGAGUCUUCACCACAAAGCGUUCUGUCAGUGGAACCUCAGAGCCUAAUACAAGAGAUCGUCGAUUUAAUUCAACAAAAGGAAUUAUCUUCAGCACAAAACAUUAUGUCAGUGGCACCGCAGAGCCCAAUACCAGUGAUCGUGUCUAUUAUAUCAGUGGUGCCGUGUCGGGGGGAGUGCUGGUUGGCAUUGCUUUGUUACUUGCUGUGUAUUUUCAUAGAAGGCGAUCGGAUUCMUCCGGRAUAUAUACGCCAGAUCCUWURAAUACAAAAUAUGACACGUCCAUUAUAUUCAGCUCGAAAGACGAAAAAUUCAUCGUGAAAAAACUUUUACCAUUUCUUGAAGGAGAAAAGCAUUUCAAAUGUUGCGUUCAUUUCAGGGACUGGGAACCAGUUAUGGUAGGGAGGCUUGACAUUAUACACUUAAUGACUGUUCCCAAGGGAAACGGUUAUGGCACCGCAGAGCCCAAUACCAGUGAUCGUGUCUAUUAUAUCAGUGGUGCCGUGUCGGGGGGAGUGCUGGUUGGCAUUGCUUUGUUACUUGCUGUGUAUUUUCAUAGAAGGCGAUCGGAUUCMUCCGGRAUAUAUACGCCAGAUCCUAUGAAUACAAAAUAUGACACGUCCAUUAUAUUCAGCUCGAAAGACGAAAAAUUCAUCGUGAAAAAACUUUUACCAUUUCUUGAAGGAGAAAAGCAUUUCAAAUGUUGCGUUCAUUUCAGGGACUGGGAACCAGGUGAAGUCGUUCCCACCAGCAUGGCAAAAAUGGUGUACAACUGUAAAAAAGUCAUAGCCGUAAUAUCGAAACAUUUCCUGGCCAGUAAUUUUUGCCAGGAAGAACUAAAUAUGGCGUUAGGUCGACUCGCCCACCAAGGAGACUCAUCUCUUAUUGUUAUAAAUCUUGAUGGUGUUGCUGUGGAAGAACUUCCACCAGCUUUACAAACAAGAACAUUUUUAGAUUUGACGAGUUCAACAGAAAAAAAGACUUGGAGAACAAGACUUGAAAGACAAAUAAGCGCGGAAAACUCAAGGAUAGUUUAUAGCGAUAUAUUUGAAGAUGAUAAUAAGAGAAACAGUGAGAGGCUUCUUGAAAGAGAAGAGACGUCUAGUGAAAAUACCGUCGGGAGGUUAUAUAUUAGUGGUGGCUACAGUCAURUUAAUGAUUGUAGUACAUCUAGUAAUAGUGAAAGUAGUAUAGSUAUUCAGGUAUAARCAAACUGGGCUCUCAGAGCUAGUUGAAUUSACAGCAUCAGUGCUGCGAUAMUAGUUGCCCGCUAAAACUGGAUGUUCCGAAAAGUAAAYAGUUGCUAAAGAAAGCUGUUCGAGGGCAAUGAAGUUUUGAGGAAGAACAUCCAAGAGCAACAAUCAAAGUAAAAUACCACAGAAAAUUCAAGAUAGAUAGAUAGAUUUGUGUAWAUAAAUCUGAAUUACAGGCGAGUAAGCUUUUAAAACAGCUCUAUUGUUUUUAUUUUUCGACUUUUGRUAUUAUCACUCCACGGCGGUCACUAUCAGGUGGUCRACUCUCCACCARUUAGAGUGRAGGAAAU
This is a messenger RNA of Exaiptasia diaphana, 1924 nucleotides long. RefSeq lists its product as uncharacterized. Gene Ontology annotation, cellular component: membrane. Gene Ontology annotation, molecular function: transmembrane signaling receptor activity. The record is from RefSeq and is a predicted model, not a curated record. Gene Ontology annotation, biological process: immune response; toll-like receptor signaling pathway. NCBI's taxonomy places the organism in Eukaryota, Metazoa, Cnidaria, Anthozoa, Actiniaria, Aiptasiidae.